Physella acuta is the source of this 3779-nucleotide messenger RNA. RefSeq lists its product as uncharacterized. The record is from RefSeq and is a predicted model, not a curated record. Lineage: Eukaryota; Metazoa; Mollusca; Gastropoda; Physidae.
UUACACGACACUGACUUCUGUGCUUCACUCGAGCUAAAUGUGUUUCGAGGUAAAUGUGUUGCUCUCUAGCAUCCACACAACAAUCGUGUGUCUGUCAGUGUACAACUUUCAUUCUACGUGGACCAGUUCUCCUACAACUUUAUCUACAGCUGUCUUUUAUUUACUAACACUCGCGCAAUUUCCAAUAAUGGUCAUGUGAUUAAUGAGUGAUAACCAACUUGGAAUUUAACUGCCGUGCGAGUCUAUCAAAGUGAUUAAAAAUAUUUUAAAACGUAACUGCCGUGCGAGUCUUUCAAAGUGAUUAAAAAUAUUUUUAAAACGUAACUGCCGUGCGAGUCUUUCAAAGUGAUAAGAAGUAUUUUAAAAAUCUAACUGGCUAGCGAGUCUAUGUCAACGUGAUAAAAAAAAUAUUUUAAAAAUCUAACUGGCUAGCGAGUCUAUGUCAACGCGAUAAAAAAAAGUAUUUAAAAAAUCUCGUCCUGGUGCAAUUAAGCAAGCACUAGUUAACACAGAACGUUCACAAGCUAGACGGACAGUUGAUCACGGAGCAAGUAAAUCAAGCGGCAAUGCUAGUUCAGCCAUCAGCUGUGUCAGAUUGAGAAUCCCGGCCUGCAGUCACGGAGACCAACACGCAGACCAGCGGAGAGAAAUGUAAACAGUCGAGAGGAUACGUCGCUCUGUGCCAUGUCGAUUGCUACUGUCACAACUGUCACUGGGGCUCGAGAACAUCUGGCCUGGGGUCAAGGCAGCAUCUAGGUUUAUUUACUACACCAACACGAAUUGGUAGGACUCACUUUUCAACGAGUAAAUCAGGAAGCAGCCAGUGAAUGGGGCACCCUAAGAGUAAACACUGGGCCCUCCUCUACACCCAGGUCCUGGUCCAGCUAGCGGCUGGCUACACGUGUGGCGCGCCGCGAGCCAUGUGUCCACUCAAGCAGCACUCACGUCCCCUCAUGUCUCUCCCCUUGCCCUCACUGCCGGAGCAGUACAGCGUCAAGGUGGAGGCCAACAUCCUACAGAAACAGUGGACAACGGAGGUGGAGGAGCACUACGACAGCGUGAACAAUCGGGCCUCCAUGAGCUUGACGUUAAAUGGUAGCACUACCAUCUCCAUUUUUGACUACAUGGAAGGGGAGAAGUACACCAUCUACCCUAACGGUUCUUGUGAGACGUCGAGGGCGACGUACGACGUGUUCGGCUUCACCAAACUCGGGAAAACCCCCAAGCCCAUCAUGGCGACCAUCAAUGACGUUUUCAGGUUUGGACAGGGGUAUGAGCAGGUCUACCAGGGUAAAGAUAACAUUAGGGGUAUUCCUGUGGACCACUGGACAUCUUGCCAGGAGAUGCCUGAGGUAGGCGCCAAGUACCAGCUAGACUACUACUUCUCUGAUCCUGACUACACGACAGCAGGGGGAGCGGAGCAGGUGCCUGUACGGGCGGUGCUUAAUGGUACGGCGAACAACAUGAACCCCAACAUGACACCAGCCAGAGGCACGCACAUAUUUCAACACAUUUAUGAAUUUACAUCCUUCCGAUCUGGGCCUGCCUUAAAUGAAGAUGUGUUUGCUAUACCAAAAGGCGUGGCAUGUCAUGGGAAAGUAAACACCAAAACAAUUCCACUAAUGCCCUGGAGGCUACAAGUAGAUGUAGAGGUAGUGGUGCCCUCCAUCAGAGAUUUACCUACGCGUGUGGAACAGCUUCGAUAUGAUGUCAACCAUCAGCUGGUUGAGACCAAGUACACGGACGUAGUGCCGCAGAUGAACGGACAUAGCCACGCUACAGACUGGACCAAGACUACCGUGGUCACAUACACCGUCAUUGAGGACUUUGGGAAUGCUGUUGUGUACAAGAUCAAUAACUUUGAUGAGACAUGUCAAGUCAGCGAGUUAGACUUCACUACAUCCAUGGAGACACACAGAAUGACUAUAGAGCAACUCGCCUACGACCCCAAAGACUAUGUAUACAUGGGCGAAACCUCAGUUCGUCAAAUACCAGUGGAUGUGUGGGUAGGAGAGGAGGGUGGAAUCCUGCAAGAAUUGUAUUUCACAACCAAUGAGCAUCUAGAUAUAGAUGACACUACAGAAGCAGAUGAGUUCUUCCUAACACCAACCUUAGUUGGUAUCAUGCUCAGUAACAAAACAGCAGUAGGGUAUGAAUCACUGAAAGAGUUGUUUCGGGAUAUUGAAAAAGACCUCUACAAAGAAAAAUGGAAGUCUCCAGGGAAAAAGAAGGUAAAACCAACAGCGGAUCCCUUACCAACCAGGACAAGUGACCAGAUAACCUGGGGUGACAAAAUGAGCCAGAUGUUUCACCAAAGAAUAACUGAAAAGAUGGUCCACUUAUUCAGGCCAACUCCAAUCUUCACUGAAAUGGGUUAUUUUGAUAUCUCUGGCUGUUAUAAUGAUAGCCAGGUGACUAGAAUAAUGCUCUCUGUCAAUGCCAGCUUUGAACAUGAUGUAGCUCUAAACUACGUACUGUUUUCAAACUCCAUAAGGGAAGCCAUUGCAGACAAGUCAGGACUGUCCAUCUUACAGAUAAAUAAUGUAUUUGCACUUCCCAGUAAACAAAGCAAAAAUGUGACAAGGUUGAUACUUACACUGCUUGGGUCUGUGCACAGUAUAGACAAACCAGCGCCCCAGGAGACAGCAAUAGAAAAAUUAAAAAAGACAGUAGAGUCCAAAAUAUCUGUGGAAGUCCAUUAUCCCCAGCAUUCCAAGACUUUUACCAUAGCCUCAGAUGAGAUGGACUUAAUGUUCAAUAUGUCUGCUUUGAUCCAUCACGAACCACAAUCUAAAACACCAAACCCCAUCAGCUCUGACUCAUAUUCACCAGGUGCCGUCACGGCUAUUGCUUUUGCAGCACUCAUCCUUGGUGUUGCCUUAUGCUCUGCUGUUCUUUUCUUUAUUUACAAAAGAAAACACCCGGAAGAAUCCCUUAUCCCAUAUCGUUUGACGGAAUAGCUUUCCCCUCGUAACUUAUAAUUGAAACAAGCCAUUGAUUUACACACAGAUUUUAAAAACAACAUUUUACUCACUUUUUAGUUGGGAACAAACAUAGAUAAUUGUGAAGCAAAAAUAGCCUCCACCCUUAACUUAUAACUGAAACAAGCCAUUGAUUUACACACAGAUUUUAAAAACAAUAUUUGACUCACUUUUUAAUUAGAAACAAUUAGAUAAUUAGAUAAAUUAGAUAAUUGUUAAGCAAAAAUAAAAGCAGUCAGAAAGUACCUUUCUAAAUAUUAUAGUUCAUUUUAGCAAAUAAAAACUACAGAAUGUUGUUACAGUUUUGGCUUGCUUGGGCACUAACAUAAAUUUAGGAAUUAAAUUAUAGCUUAUUUUUGGCUAAUGAAAACAAAUUACCUCCCUUAAGAAACUUAUUUUAUUUCUUUGAACUUCACAGUGUGAUUAUGAAAAAUUUCCACCAUUUACAUUAAUGUUUAGAAGUUUAAAGAUUUUUAAGUAUUUAAAAUGAAUAAUUAAAAGUAGAUUCAACAUAAAAAGAUUCUUAAUAAGGUUUUAGAGAAAUAGAACCACUUCAGCUAUUAUAUACAAUAGCUACAGAGUAUGAUACAAAUUUAGCUAAAAACUAAUUUUAACUACAUUUUUAAUACAUGACGAUACUGAGAAAAUGUUAAUAUUUUUCAAGCUGGACAUUAAUUGAUUAAAACCUAUAAAAAUAUAAAAAAACUUUGUGAAAUUCUUAAUAUUUUUAUUUAAUGUGUUUCAUUGUUUGUAUUAUAAGAUGUUCACUAACACUAAAUUAAAAUAGAUAAGUAACAA